Messenger RNA from Fusarium falciforme, 1950 nucleotides. Its product is annotated as Amino-acid acetyltransferase, mitochondrial. Gene Ontology annotation, biological process: L-arginine biosynthetic process. Gene Ontology annotation, cellular component: mitochondrial matrix. Gene Ontology annotation, molecular function: arginine binding; L-glutamate N-acetyltransferase activity, acting on acetyl-CoA as donor. Lineage: Eukaryota; Fungi; Ascomycota; Sordariomycetes; Hypocreales; Nectriaceae. The coding region runs from base 1 to 1950 and encodes 649 amino acids. The record is from RefSeq and is a predicted model, not a curated record. The transcript is spliced from 2 exons.
AUGAGCUGGCCUCGCGUAUGGGGGAAGGCCUCUCGCUGCGGUAAUUGUAGCCCAGUUACCGAACCGCGCAUCGCGGGUGCUUCACACGCCGCGAGCAUCCUUCGGCCCCGGUGCCGCGGCUUUGCUUCACAAGCCAACAGCUCGAAAUCAUGUCUCGGCUCCGGUGCCGCUCGAUACAUGUCGGCGGCAUCCGUAGCCCGUGCCAAGAAGAAGGUUCUUGACCGAGACUUCAUAGUCUCUGUUCUGGAGGUGUCACCGACAAAGAGAGACGCCAAAGGCUAUCUCCAGAAGUAUGCCGACAAAAGCCCCAAGUCUCUUGCUGAGGCGCCCAAGUUCUUUCAGGGUGAUGAGCAGCAACAGACAUCACCUACUCCGUCAAAACCCUUGCAUGUGGCCAUCAUGAAGCUUCGUGCUCCACAAGAGCUCGACACAGAGACUCUUCGUGGGGUCGCAAAUACCUUGUCCCAACUACACAAACUUGGCCUCUUGAGUGUCGUGGUUAUAGACUGUGGCACCGAUGAGAACCGCCUCACCUUCCAAGAUCAAGCAUUCCGCCUCUGCGAAGCCAUUGAUGGGUUUGGAGACAUCGGAGCACGUCUAGUUAAGAACGCCAUUGUGCGUUCAGAGGACAAUUCCCCUGCCGACGUUCGGGUAGAGGACCGGGGCUUUAUGGACCGCAUUCUUCGACACCGCAUGAUGCCUGUCAUACCAUCACUACUCAGCCGGAGUGAGACUCAGGCCCCUCAGCCGGUUGAUUCGAACAAGGUCGUUCUGGCUCUCACUAGGUACUUUGCGGGUUUGCAGUCCAGUGGCGCAGUUGACUCGACGGGCACGAAGCUCCACCCCAAGACUGUUGCCUUGGUCGAGAGAAUCAUUAUCCUCGAUCCGCUCGGAGCCGUUCCAAUGACAGGUCGACCGGGCGCUUCACAUCGGUUCAUCAACCUUGAGCAGGAAUAUGGAUCCAUCCUGAAAGAGCUGAUGGGCCCGGAUGGCUCACCUCUUGCGGAAGAGAGCCCACUCCGUGCCUCAAUCACAGCGCAUGCUGCGAACUUGACUCUAGCUAGGGAUGCCUUGGCUAUACUGCCGUCCACUUCGUCAGCUCUUAUCACUACACCCGAUGCCGCGGCUAAUGUUGUUGCGACUACAAAUAGAGCGAACCCAGCGCUCGAGGAUGAACCGUUCGAGUUUGGUGGCAUGGUCACAACCCGACGCAAGAAGAACCCCCUCCUGCACAAUCUGCUCACGGACAAGCCCGUCUUCUCAUCGUCACUCCCGAUCGCACGUGCCCCGGCAAAUUCCGGCAAAGCACCACUCAUUGGGGUAUCAACGGGUUCGACACUGCUUAAACGAGGCAUGCCCCUGACAAUAUUCCCAAAUCCCCGCGAGAACCCAUGGCGCCCACCUGAACCUGGAGGCCCUAGGCUUCGCCUGACUGACAAAGACAUCGAUCUCCCCAGGCUGGUUCACUUGAUCGAAGAUUCUUUUGGACGCAAACUGGAUGUCGACGACUAUUUGAAGCGGGUUAACGAGAACAUUGCUGGCAUCAUUAUCGCUGGAGAGUACGAAGGUGGUGCCAUCUUGACAUGGGAACGCCCAGAGGGCUUGGACGAUCAAACUGCACACGAACAAGGUCGCUAUGUUCCGUAUCUGGACAAGUUUGCCGUUUUACGAAAGAGCCAAGGUAGUGGUGGUGUAGCCGACGUUGUGUUCAACGCAAUGGUUCGGGGCUGCUUCCCUGAUGGCGUCUGCUGGAGGAGCCGAAAGGACAACCCGGUGAAUAAGUGGUACUUUGAGAGAUCAACGGGUACAAGCAAGCUGUCAGGUUGCAACUGGACAAUGUUCUGGACGACGCCAGGAUUGGAUCCCCGACAUCCGACGCUUCGAGAUUACGAGAGUGUCUGUCGUGGUGUGGAGCCUUCAUGGACGGACAACAAACACAUUUUGGACUGA